Messenger RNA from Pisolithus orientalis, 1769 nucleotides. Its product is annotated as branched-chain alpha-ketoacid dehydrogenase kinase. The coding region runs from base 136 to 1446 and encodes 436 amino acids. Lineage: Eukaryota; Fungi; Basidiomycota; Agaricomycetes; Boletales; Pisolithaceae. The record is from RefSeq and is a predicted model, not a curated record. The transcript has 4 exons. Gene Ontology annotation, cellular component: mitochondrion. Gene Ontology annotation, biological process: regulation of glucose metabolic process; protein phosphorylation. Gene Ontology annotation, molecular function: pyruvate dehydrogenase (acetyl-transferring) kinase activity.
UUUUUCCUUGUUUUGUAACCGGUGUGAACUCGGUACACACGAGCGUCUCAUGGGAGCUGUUCCGAGAGUCGAGACGCCCGGAACUUCCUGGAUUACACCAGGACGCUGUACCGCACUUCGACUCCCCCCUCUGCAAUGACGCUUAAGAGGAGUUUCUUCCUGUCUCACAUCCGUUCUACGGUGUCGUUCCAUCGACGUCGCUGUCGUGGAUAUCAUGUUCGUUAUGCCCUCGAACCCCAGGACGUGGAAAUUUCGCGGCUACUCACUACCUACGCUGCCCACCCCCCACACCCAAUAACGCUCAGUUCACUCGUUGCAUUCGGCCAACCACUCACGCCAAAAUCCUUAUUGCAAAGCGUCUCUUAUGUCUUGUCAGAGAUUCCUCGACGUCUUGCCAGGCGGGCGCGUGCACUCCAAACGCUGCCCUUCAUUGUCGGCACAAACCCUUACAUGGCGAAGACACUCAAGGCAUACCAAGAUAGCUUUCAGUUCCUGGCAACGUAUCCGCCAGUCACCACCCUCGAAGAGAACGCCAGAUUUACGGCCGAACUUAGCCAGUUGGUAGAAAGUCAUCGCAAUGACAUUCCCACUAUGGCGAAGGGCUUCCAAGAAUGUGCCAAGUACAUGUCCCCCGCACAAAUCAGCAACUUCCUUGACGGUGCAAUCCGCAACAGAAUAUCUGUUCGUCUGAUUGCUGAGCAACACAUCGCUCUGUCGCGAGUCCUGGAAGCGCAGUCGGAACUUGGUCCUACUUCUCACUACGGUAUCGUAGACGUGGCUUGCUCUCCAGCUGCCGUGAUUAAGAUGUGUGGUGAAUUUGUUAGCGAGUUAUGCGAGGCCACUCUCGGUGCGGCUCCCACUAUUGUCAUCGAUGGACAUCCGGACACCACUUUCGCCUACGUGCCCGUUCAUCUGGAGUAUAUCCUCACCGAAGUACUCAAGAACGCAUUUCGGGCAACGGUUGAGCAUCACUACAAGCAAUUCGGUAGCACUUCUACAAAGCCUAUUCCCCCGGUAACCGUGACGAUAUCUCCCCCACCUUCUCCUUACUCUCCUUUCCUGUCGUUCCGCGUUCGUGACCAGGGAGGGGGAGUAUCGCCGUCCAAUAUGGCACGCAUCUUUUCGUACGCGUUCACCACUGCAGGACAUUCUAGUCCUGAUGACGAUGUCGGUGGUGGUCCUUAUGCUGCACAGCAUAUCGGGGGAAGCGCUGCCGUUGGCGAAGGUACGAGCAGAGGGGAGGGAAAUUUAUUCGGGGAGAUAACCAGCAAAGGUUUACAAGUCGGUUUAGGGACGAUAGCAGGGCUGGGCUACGGGCUGCCGAUGAGUAGGUUGUAUGCGCGCUAUUUCGGGGGUUCCUUGGAUUUGUUCUCCCUCGAUGGGUGGGGGAGUGACGUUUUCGUCAAAUUGCGAAGCGUAGAUCAGGCUGGGAACGCUGAGAUCUAAUCGAUUCUAAGUACUUGUCGUUGCAUCGACUAUCAGUUCUUUACCAGUGCUGGCAUCGGUCGCGUCCGGACUAUAUUCCUGUAUUUCCAUUAGUAGUAUAUAAUAAUUGGUGAUGUAAGGCGGAUAUGCUUCGAUGCGCCAAUACAAAAGCUACCCCAUGCAAGGCUCAUGGACAGAAUCGACUUACAAAUUGUGCAAGUCUCGUGAAUCGAUGAAGUAUACUAAACUAACUAGCCGUUAAAAGCGAAGUCGUGAUGCAACUUGACGGCGUCGAACCUUCUCGAGUGAUUGCUAACAUGGGUACGCAAAAAGGUUGCAGGUGA